AUGAGACAAGUUCGAUUUACAAACUACAUGGAGAAUACUCUCAGACCUUUUACCUGCAUCACCCACCCAGACUGUGGCAGUAAUUUGAUUUGUUCUUUAUCGAAGUGCGUAGGUGAGUUGGUAACGGUUCGCCACCAGGUAAACUCUUGAUGCAAAAUUAUAAAUGGGCAGUACGGUGCACAGUGUGCUUAGCUGGACAAUUUCUUGCGCGCUGAUCAGUCGAGGUUUCUCUUGUUGAAGAGCGUAGAUAGUUCGAUCGGUGACGGGUAACGCCCAGCCGGUUAGAAGAAACGUCUUGACCACUAAGGGCCCGGCUUUUAUAAGAGGUAAACCAGCCCGGUUAGCGGGAAUGGCUCGCCUAACAGUGCUGGAUCGGCUAAUACCUUGUUUCCUUUUAAAAACGGUCGUCUUGUUUAUAUAUGAAAAGGCGGGCCGGCCUGCUCGCCUAAUUCUCGGCUCGUCGCCUCUGAUCGACAAGCCAGGCCAGCUCGGCUCACUCAUAUAAACACAACGACAAUUUUAAAAGGAACCAAAGCAUAAGCCAAGUCAACCUGGCUGACCAGGCUGGCUAACCUCAUACAAACAGGCCCUAUAGAGUCUUAUGGUACUAAGUGUACAUUGUGCACACGAUGUAAAAUUUCCUUCAUUAAUAAGUUACAUACGACAAAACUAUAGCACGUAAAAAAGAGGAGAGACAGUAGGUCACCGCACUUCUUCAUUCACCUUCAUUUUACAUCUUUGAUACAUUGGCCACUGGACCCGGGCUGUGCAUGGUUAAGUUUGCAUUUAUCUUCCAGAUUCAAUCUAGUCGUAUUAAAUAUAGGUAACCGAACCUUCAUACAUCGAAUAGAAUCGAUCGAGAGCUGUACACUCGUUGGUUUUAUUACGGAUCAAACGUGUUGAUUGUGCGUUGUCCAACAAAUUGUUAGUUGGUGUUGAAUCCAUACAACGGGACCAAAUAAGUUUCAACUCUUUUAUUUUACUAAUUAGAAAAAGAUCCAGCAUCAUCCACCAAGAUUAAGUCAACGCCCAAAAAGGUGCUUAUGUGGAUCCAGCAAUGACAAUGUAAUGGCCGAGAUCUGAACGCAUAUCGAGUUCAGUUUAAGUUACAUGUAGCCAUAACUUGAUGUAAAAUAAUAAGGUUUUUAUUUUACUAAUCGAAAUUUCGGAUUUUAUUUACAGAAUGCAGUAUUUAUGCACUUGGAAUGGAAAACAAUCUCUUGCCGAAUUCUGCCAUCACCGCCUCCUCGGUAUGGCCGCACGCCACUGGACACGAAUCUUGGAGAGCCCGUCUCAAUAAUAAUGGGCACGCGGGCUGCUGGGUAGCGGGAAAAAAAUAA
This is a messenger RNA of Porites evermanni, 1340 nucleotides long. The record is from the annotation of a GenBank genome assembly. Lineage: Eukaryota; Metazoa; Cnidaria; Anthozoa; Scleractinia; Poritidae.